This is a messenger RNA of Aspergillus fischeri NRRL 181, 1077 nucleotides long. RefSeq names its product intradiol ring-cleavage dioxygenase. The record is from RefSeq and is a predicted model, not a curated record. NCBI's taxonomy places the organism in Eukaryota, Fungi, Ascomycota, Eurotiomycetes, Eurotiales, Aspergillaceae. The transcript is spliced from 4 exons. The coding region runs from base 1 to 1077 and encodes 358 amino acids. Gene Ontology annotation, molecular function: oxidoreductase activity, acting on single donors with incorporation of molecular oxygen, incorporation of two atoms of oxygen; ferric iron binding.
AUGCGCACUCUACUGCUACUAAUAUGGGCAUCUUUGGCCCUUUUGAUCGGUUUGGCUGCAACUCACCCAGGAGAAGACCCUAUAAAGGAGGCUGCCGAGCGUCGCGCAUUCCUUGCUAGCACUCCACACUUACAGAAGCGCUGUGCUGCACAUCUGGAAGCUCGAGGUCAUACUAAGAGAUCGGUAGAUCGUCGCCGUUCUUUCUUUGAGGAAGCACGUAAAGCUCGUGGUAUCGUUUCAGAUGCAAGGCGAAACGAGAUUACCAGUGUACUUGCAACGGACCAUAACCGCACUUUAGGUUAUCCUAAUGCUACCUCUGUGACGGAUCCGGAUUCCUUCUUUACAGACUCGUCUUCAUGUAUUCUCAUGCCAGAAGUUCCUCUUGCUGAAGGUCCUUACUAUGUUGAGGGAGAGCUAGUCCGCUACAGCGGCGUUGAAGACUUAAUCGGGAUCACCAUGUUGAUGGAUGUCCAAUUCAUUGAUAUUGAGACAUGUGAGCCUGUACCCAACCAGUAUGUUGAGUUUUGGGAAGCCAAUCAAACAGGAGUAUACAGCGGUACCGUGGGCAAUGGCAAUGGCAACCCGAACGACUUGCCCAACCUUAACAAUACCUUCUUGCGUGCCAUUCAACCAACUGAUGGCAACGGUGUGGUCCAAGUUGAACUCCUUUUCCCAGGUCACUACGCUCCACGAGCCACACAUACCCACUUUGUAGUUCACCAAAAUGCUACAUUACUUCCAAACAAUACUCUUACAUACAGUGACAUCAGUCAUGUUGGUCAAAUUUUCUUUGACCAGGACCUCAUCUAUGAAGCUGAUACCGUCUACCCAUAUACCCUCAACCAAAAUGCAAUCUUGCCGAAUGCUGAUGAUAAUACAUUAAUUGAUGAAGCCGCCACCACUGACCCAGUCGCUAAUUACCUCUAUCUUGGAGACGAAGUUAGUGAUGGUAUACUUGCAUGGAUCACAGUUGGAAUCAAUACUACUUAUCAAUAUACUCUCCAACCUGCUGCAUGGUGGACUGCUGAUGGAGGGGUUGAGAAUCCUGUUGAACCAUCCACUCAUAAUGAUGGUUAG